This is a messenger RNA of Vigna angularis (adzuki bean), 786 nucleotides long. RefSeq lists its product as uncharacterized. Gene Ontology annotation, molecular function: zinc ion binding; nucleic acid binding. Bases 1 to 786 code for a protein of 261 amino acids. The record is from RefSeq and is a predicted model, not a curated record. The transcript has 5 exons. Lineage: Eukaryota; Viridiplantae; Streptophyta; Magnoliopsida; Fabales; Fabaceae.
AUGAGGAUGCUCCUUCAAGGCAGCGAUACUCCUAUUACAUGGGAUUUAUUCAAGAAAAAGUUCUACACAGAGUACUUUCUAGAUAGUGUGAGAUUUGCAAAGGAGAUUGAAUUUCUUCAGUUGGUGCAAGGAAACAUGAAAUUUCAAAAUGCGUUGAGAGGUGAUGUUAAGCUUUUGGUCAUGGCUUUGUGUAUCAAGGAGUUUCCAGCCUCGGUGGAGAGGGCUAGAGUACUUGAGAAGACCAAAGAAGAGAUGAAGAAGCAGAGCUUUAGGAGAUGCAGUCUUUGUGGAAAAGAUGGACAUUUUGAGAGGGAUUGUUCAAUAGAUGUGAGAUCAGGACUUAGACCGGUGCAGUCACAACAGAGGGGAGGUGACAGACCUCAGACUAUAGGUAGAGUUUACGCCAUGUCUGGGGCAAAGGAAGCUGGGUCAUGUAGUCUUAUUAUCAGCAGUUGUGUGUUCCUUGGUAGAGUUUGUUGUGUAUUGUUUGAUUCUGGAGCGACACACUCCUUUGUGUCAGAAGCUUGUAUGCAAGAGUUGGGGUUACUAGUUAAAGAGCUGCAGUAUGACCUUGUGGUGUUUACUUCAGCAUAUGGGUUGGUUAAGACAUUUUCUAUGUGGAUGGAUUGGUUGUCUGUCAAUCACAUUCUUAUAGACUAUGGAAAGAAGAAGUUAUUGUUUUCUGAGGUUGCGGAGUCAGAGUUGUUGUCUACAGGGCAGAGGAAGUGCCUGGAUUACCUCCUCAGAGAGGUUGAAUUCUCUAUUGAUCUGGUGCCUGGUGCAUGA